GUCUGCUAUGUUAGUGGAGAAAGCAGUCACCGAACCUUUAUUCUGGUUCGGUUCGGACUGUCGUCUGCCAUUUCGUCUGUUUGUCCUCAGUUUCGUCAUCACAGUGGGCUAUGAAGCAUGCUCGAACGGAAACGUAGUGCUCCUGAAAAAGACAGACUGAUUUCUAGCGGGCUGAGGACGACGCAGAUCGUAUUACGUAAAAAAGAUUUACUGCAGUUUGCUUAAGUAUUUUCUGCGUGGAAAUGGCUCCGGUGACAUUCUUAACCGGCCGCCUACAGGACCAUCGUUACGGUCUGAACAAUGUUUUGUCACAUCAGUGCCCUCGAUCAGAAGGAACACGGAUGGUUUGUUGAUGCUUGAAACAAUCUCUGCCGUACACCACCUGUGGACAGAUGAAUCGCUAUUGAACGCUCGUGAAAAUGGACACGGGCAACGGAACCCUUACGGACGGGACUUUCGCUAUUGGCGAUAGUGGCGGAGUGCAGGCCCGUCAACCACAACAACAUUUCAUUGUCACCACUGAAGCUUCGCUAUCUGGAACGGAUGGCGAGGAGACCCAAAAUGCGAGUGGGGAUACCGCCUCGAACGGAGAUGUGGGGCCGCUGAGGGAACAGGACAGGUUUCUUCCGAUCGCGAACGUCGUGAGAAUCAUGAAGACCGUCAUUCCCAAAAGCGGCAAAAUUGCCAAGGAUGCGAAGGAGUGCGUACAGGAAUGUGUUUCUGAAUUCGUUAGCUUCAUCACAUCCGAGGCCUCCGACAGGUGUCACCAAGAAAAGCGUAAAACGAUCAAUGGUGAAGAUAUUCUUUUCGCAAUGCAGAGUCUCGGCUUUGAUAAUUACGUUGAACCUCUCAAGAUUUAUCUUCAGAAAUACCGGGAGACGGGUGUUAAGCCCGUUGAGGGCGGUAAUGUCGGACAAGGAGGGGGUGUUGGUGAAAUCUCUGCGGUCGGGGUGGUCACUAGCGGAGGUGAUGUCAAGGAAGAGUUUGUAGCAAGCGCUGGUGGAUCUGUGGUCGCCGAUGGCACCGUUGUUACUCAGACUGGGGCUGGAACCUCUACCGAAGCAGGCGGUGAUGGCACCGUUAUUGUCGACGAGCUCACAGGUGUGGCGACCGACUCAUUCAUUACGGCUGCCAACAUGUUAGAACAGGACAGUUCUCAACAUAAUGUCAUCUACACAACGGGCUUUGGGGAUUUUUGAGGAAAAGGAGAAGGAGGUUGUCUUCCCAAAGGAAGUCAAGGCGGAACAAGCUAUAUAUUAGGAUAAAAUGCAUUAAUUUACGAUCUCGAAAUAUUCGUAAAGAGAACAUUUUUGUCUCUGUUUGUUUGCCCUUUGGGUGUGCAUGUAUAAACCGGCUACUGGGCUUCGAUGUCUAGCAAUUAGCCAGACAACAUACAACACGCACAGGAUUCGUGCGCGCAGUGACCUCAACAACAGAUAAAAUUGCUUUUUGCAUCCAUGAGCCGACAUAGAUAGUAUUUAAAAUAAUGAGGCACAAGGUGGGUGUGCUGAAUAACAAAAGACGAUAACAGUUUACUACAGGUUAAUUGAUAAACUGCGAUUACACUGGCGGCGCAUUAAAAUGUUAUGAGACUGUGAAUCGCUAGGACUCAUCUCUGUGCGAGUAUAUAUUGUAACAUUACAUGGAGGCGAUGGACCAUCUAAACUGCACGUAGAUGAGACUCGUGCCCAUGACGUGCAGGUGUGGUAAAUGCGGUUAUUAAACGUUUUGUAAACUAAAUUGAAUAAAAGCAGUUUGACAACUGCCUGUUUUGUUAUUCGAUGUUAGAAAAUUUUUUAUUACAAUAAAUUACUCGAUCUUCAAAUAGCCUUUAGAACAAAGUUCAGACGUUUAAUUGACCAACUGUAUCCUUUUUCGUCUAUCUAAACUAGCGCCUCUCAGCGCCUUUAGCUCUAAAUUUCAAUGACCAAAUUAGUCUUAUAAGGUGUUUGUAAAAUUUUUUUCUAAGAAGAUCAACAUUCUUAUGGCAAAGUGUCAGUCUGUACUAACGUAGUCUUUUGUGUAGCUUACAAGAUUAAUUUUGUCAAUUCUAAUGGAAGGUUGGUCAACAGGUUUUUUAGCCCAAUUAAUCUAAAAUUUAUGAUGCGUGAAUAUGUACAAAUAAUGUAUAUUGAUACGAAAUAAAUAUGAUUGUACCAUCUGACA
Varroa destructor (honeybee mite) is the source of this 2166-nucleotide messenger RNA. RefSeq names its product nuclear factor Y-box B (gene Nf-YB). Lineage: Eukaryota; Metazoa; Arthropoda; Arachnida; Mesostigmata; Varroidae. Gene Ontology annotation, molecular function: protein heterodimerization activity; RNA polymerase II cis-regulatory region sequence-specific DNA binding; DNA-binding transcription activator activity, RNA polymerase II-specific. Gene Ontology annotation, biological process: regulation of transcription by RNA polymerase II. The record is from RefSeq and is a predicted model, not a curated record. Gene Ontology annotation, cellular component: CCAAT-binding factor complex.